UUUGGUCUCCUCAUCCCCCAGGUGAACAGGCGCAACUUCUCCAAGGUCGACCAUGAGGAGGCAGUGGUGGAGGCCAUCAGGCGAGACCCCAUCGUUGUCCAGGUUCUCCGGCGAACCCCCACCAGAUCCACGGCCGCUGUUGCACAUAACUACAGCGGCGCGCCACAGGACGUGUCUGUGGUGGAUGUUUGCACGCAAACUGACAUUACCUUCGAGCACAUCAUGGCACUGGCGAAGCUUCGGCCUGCUACUCCGCCCGUCCCCGACAUCUGUCCCUUUCUUUUGUCCGACAGUUGUCAUUCCAUCCACACCAUGGAGCAUGAGUUUUAUGAAUGUCCAGAGUACCUGUCCAAUAUCCCAGCAGAGGUGGAGAGGACUGAAGAAUAUGAGUAUGAGGAGGUGGAGCUGUGCAGACAGAACAGCCAGGAGAAGCUUGGCUUGACGCUGUGCUACAGGACCGACGAUGAGGAGGACACCAGCAUCUAUGUCAGCCAGGUGGAGCCGAACAGCAUAGCAGCAAGAGAUGGACGCAUCAAGGAAGGAGAUCGAAUUCUACAGAUAAAUGGCUGUGAAGUGCAAGACAGAGAGAAAGCUGUUGCCUUGUUGUCAAGUGAAGAAGCAAGGAGCAUCAUACUACUGGUGACAAGACCAGAAAUCCAGCUGGAGGAGGAGGUAUGGCUGGAUGAUGAGCAACAGGAGCUCGUGGAGGAGCUGAAGAUGGAGAUCCUGGAGGAGAGGAGGAAGCAGAAGGAACAUAAAUUUGACAGGGGAGAUGAGCAUCUAGGUGAAGAAGACAUAACAACAGACACAGCCACCUGUUCCUCCAACAAUCAAGACAAAGACAGUGGGUUUGGACGCAGUACAGACAGUCCAGAGCACCAACCACUGCUGGCUAGACUCCACAGGAGGACCCCAGCCCACUGUCUGAGGGAGCGAUGGCGGGCAGAGCAUCCACACACAAGACGGGGGACUGUAGUGCCACAGAACACCCAGAGUCCAAGGACAUUGUCCAAAGGCCAAGGCCAUGAAGGGGUAGUCAGUAUUCGCAAUGGGGGAGGCGGGAUCCUAGGUUUAGAGAAUCGCUUUGAGCAACUCCUUGAGCUCAAGUGUCAAAUCCGGAAUGGAGGCGAGUGUGGGGUGUACUCAAUUCGACACAGUAUAGAGUGUAGUCUCACUGAGCAUGGAGUGGAUGAAGAUGGCGUAGAUGGUGUUGGAGGAGAAAAUGGAGUGGAGCAGGAGUUGAGGAUGCUAAAUGAGGAACUGCGCAGCAUUGAGCUUGAGUGCCAGAGCAUCAUGCAGGCGCAUCAGCUCCGCCAGGCCCACCAGCUGGACCCCUCGCAACCCACGUCCUGCUCGCCAGGACGGAGCCCCAAAGACGAACACAAGCGACAUGGCAGGUUGGCCGACAUCCACGAGUACCCGGAGCGGUCAGACAUCGACAGGAUCCGAGAGAAGGACAGCUCCAGUGCCUACAACACGGCGGAGAGUGCAAGGUCGACACCACUAGGUAUGGAAAGAUCUCCUGAUCAUUCUCUGCAGAGACACAUCAGCAUCACCAACCAGAAAAACCUCAGACUGGCUUCCUCCACACCAUCCAGCCCCAUCCCUAUCCCCAAGCCCCAGGGUACACCUAGUCAUAGCAGACCAGCAGACCCAGGCUCUGUUAUCUCCAGCAGCCCAGACCAGAGCAACCCUUCCCGGUCCGAAUCAGACCCGGCCCUGCCUGCAGACGAUGAGAGGUGUAAGAAGAAAGGGAGGACCAGAGAUUCUAGGAGGGGGCUUCCCUAUGGUUCUUAUCAGACAACCCCCUAUCAAGGCCAGGGAGGAUCCAGGCAACUGCAGAGCUACAUGCAGCUGCUACAACAGCACUCAUCCCUGGAGUAUUCCCAGAGCCAGCUGAGUCUGCUCAGUGUCUGUCGAGAUCCUGUGCACCGGAGCGUACGCCCUGGGGAACCCCGUCUUGAGUGGAAGGUCAAGGUUAGGGCUGACGGCACACGCUACGUUGCCCGGAGGCCUGCUCGUGACCGCAUCCUGAGGGAGCGGGCACUAAGGAUCAGAGAGGAGAGGAGCGGAGGCAUGACCACAGAUGACGACGCUAUGAGUGAGAUGAAGAUGGGCCGCUACUGGAGCAAAGAGGAGAGGAAGCAGCACUUGGCGCGAGCCAGGGAGCAAAGGAAGAGGAGGGAAUUCAUGCAAAAGAGCCGCCUCGAGUGUCUAAAGGAGGGGCCAGCCAGUGGAGCUGAGGGCAGGAAAGAGAUCAAUAUCUUGGAGCUCAGUCACAAAAAGAUGAUGAAGAAACGAAACAAAAAGAUCCUGGAUAACUGGAUGACCAUCCAGGAGCUGAUGAGCCAUGGGGCUAGAGUCCCGGAGGGCUCCAAAGUACAUAAUGCCUUCCUAUCUGUCACAACUGUUUAGCGGACCCAUACAAUACUGAACACUUUAAGAUCCGGUAGCCUGCAUUUCAGGAACUACUGCUAUAUGUAAAAAAAAUUAUAAUAAUAAUCUGUUUGUAAAAUUCUAAUAAAAAUGCCACUGCUGAGGACUUCUGUAGUAUUGCUAAGACAACUUUGUAACUUUCACUUUACGAAUGUUUGAAUAGUUCUUUAACUCUUUCAUUACAAGACUUCAGCCGUUCAAAACCUUUCACUGUUUUUAGACUGGCUUUUUGGCAAUGCACUGGCUUCUGAUAGCAGAUGGUAGCAUAUUGGUUCAAACUGAUUUACAGAAAAAAAGUGAAGGACCAACACAAUAACUUCAAGUACACUAUGUAUUGUCUCUCCAUCCUCCAUAUUCUUGGGUUUCAUUGCAUAUGAAGCGACUUCACUUGCCUCGUUAAAGGUGGCAUUUUUUAUAAUUGGGAAAAUACAAUAUUUUUCACACUUUGUAAACUCAGUAACAUUUUGUAACGAUUUUUUUAAACUGAAUGUCAAUGUACUGUAAACAUUUUUAUUGUAAUUUCUUAUUUAUGUUUCUAUCACCAAACCAUCAAGGUCAGAGUUGAAACUAUUUGAUUGUACUGUAGCCCGCAUUUUAUGCCAGACCUGAGAAAUGACAAACUUUGAGAAAACUUUCAUCGGAAGAUUUGAAAGCACUAAAAAUAUAAUUAUGCUAUCACAAAAGCUCAUAUUAUUCAUGAGCUGGGAGGGCUUUUUGAAACACUUUUACCUCACUUGACAGUCAAAGCUCUGAUCUAUCGAGUGGUUGAAUACCUGGUUAAUUCAAUUGUUGACUUAAUUAAGCCAUGAGUCAAUCCCAAACCCUUACUAUAAACCAUGAAUGUGUGAAUUAUGUUUUAAAUGUUAAAUAGAUUCAUAUUUAUAUUGUUUAUUGUUAUUUCUAUUUAUUGUAAAUUAAUUUGUAUGGUCUGUCUGAUAAAUGUUUCACAUUAAGUGGCUACCCUUGAAAGACAAGUCAAUAAUAUGUAUAAUAUUGCAGCCUUUCAACUCAAACCUGCUGCUUUUCACUGUAAAGUUCA
Messenger RNA from Perca flavescens (yellow perch), 3475 nucleotides. It is a transcript of the gene pdzrn4, whose product is annotated as PDZ domain containing ring finger 4. The annotation marks the transcript as partial. Lineage: Eukaryota; Metazoa; Chordata; Actinopteri; Perciformes; Percidae. Gene Ontology annotation, molecular function: protein binding. The transcript has 8 exons. The record is from RefSeq and is a predicted model, not a curated record.